UGCCAAGCGUGUGAGCCCCUCAAGAGCUGAUCGAUCGCCUGGACUUCCUCUUGUUAACGGAUCUCUCAUCCCCUUCACCAUCUCGUGGCUGCCCUGCAUUGGGCCAAGCUCCAGGCUCCCACACAUUUUUCAUCCGAGCUGGAGGAUUCUCAAGUGUUCUACCACUUGAGCCAAUGUUAGCUGACGGUCGGACUCCUCGGACCCUUGUUAAGGACGUUCGAGCUGGUCUCGUCGCAUAGGAAGCGCGAGAUUCUAGUGAGGAGUUCUGCCUUUCCUUCUCACUGGAGGCCUCCACUAAGCCCUCGCCUACAAAAUCAGUGUUAGAGAUCAACAGCUUCUUAUCUACAGAAGCGUCGUGUGCAUACCGGGCAUGGGAACACACUGAUGACGUCGUGAAUUUAGAGUCGUAGCUCGGAGGAUCGUUUGCUGAAGGUAGAACAGAAGAAGAGGUAGUUCCAGAGUGAUGUACAGGGAGGACCUGACAGCGAGGGCUUUGCAUCCGUAUAUUGUCGUGCUCAUGCUGGGAGUUGGGAGUUGGUUGGCGGCACGGGUAAGGACGGGGGGAAGGUGAAUCUGGAUCAGAAGGUUCGAGUGUCUCCCGAGACGAAUCCCCGGGAUAUGUACAAAACUCAGAGCUCAACAAAUCAGAUCCCCUUCUGCUCCGGCUAGAUGGCAGGGGGUGAAAAUGUGCGUCAGGAUCCGUAAAAGAUCUCGGCGAACAACUAGGUGCUUCAGUCCUUCGUUGCCGCUCCUCUGUUAUGCCACCUGCAUCUGAAGAUGCGGGCGACGGUCCCUGAUGGUUACGUGAUUUCGCAUAGGAUUGGGCAGGAGACGUCGUGCCACUUUGCAACGAGGGUUCAACUGUUCCGGCUAUUUUCGAUGAGGCAAAGGAAUCAGAGGUAGACAAGCUGUAAAAUUCUUCGCUGGUGGAUGGGGUUGAAAGCUUGGGAAAAUAUGAUUCCAGAGCACCGGAAUCAGAAGAAGUACAAAGGACAUCACUCAUUCGAACCCCCCCUGCUGAGCUAGAAGCCUCUUGAUUCAGAACUAUCGGAGUCGAACAAGUAGAAGCGUCAAGGACAACAUGCAGUUGCUUCAAGGGUCUUGUUGUACUUGGACGAAAAGAAUCAGAAUGUUGGAAGACAUCGAUCUCCCUUGAACCCAGUGCAACCCGAGGACUAAUGCUCGCGGAUGUGGAAGGAUGGGUAAGAUCAGGAAGAUCUUCGCUAGCUGAAAGGGGCGAGGAAUAUCCCGAGCUAGAAUACUCAACAGUCCCAAUUUGUGUCCUCGUUCUGCAACUGGCAGAAGGAUCAAGAGCAUCUUUCCCUCUUAACUUUCUUCCUGCUGAAUUAGCAGAGGGCCCAGAAGCGGAGAAGCCAAGAUGCUUACUUGCUCUUAGAUCAGACGGACAGCUUUCCGUUAAUGAAGCGGAUGUGGAGGAAAGAGAUGCCUCAGAUUUUUCCCGUGCCGUGGAUGUGGUUGAAGGUGAAGCCCACCUCGUUUGAGCAGAUUUCGCUUUACCCACAGAACCUGCGGGUGACGAGGGAAAACCUUUCCCUAUUCUAGCAGCACUAGACUUUGCUGCAGGAGGAGGAGGUUCGAGCCUCCACUUUCCGUUGACAAAUACUGGGCUCUUCUUGCUCGCCGAAGCAUCGACAGGGGAAGCAGCUCCUGAACUUCGUGCUUUAGUAACUGCUGAAACUGAGGGGAAAUCCCGUUUCUUCUUCGACCGAAGCCAUCCCCUUUUCUUCCUAACCAACCAACCACGUCCAUCACGCGAGGGCCGACCUUGUCGAAACAUGCCAUCAGAAUUCGAAUCUGCCGCAGACCUUCGCUCGAGCACUUCGGCAUCAUGAGGCAAAAAUUGCCCUGAAUUCGAACCGGAGCCAAUUUCAAAGCAGGGAACAACAUCUGCAGCCACGUGUGUUUCAGUUUCCUUAAACUUGAGUUGAGGUCUGGGGGACAAAAUCUGCGAAGGGUUGAGGGGGCGAGAAAUGUCCGGGAGUUUCUCGAGAGCCCAGGCUUUGAGCUGCCACCAGUCCGGCAACUUCGACUCCCGCACCUCUGAAUCGGAACCAAGACUAGAAGCGGGCGGCACAAGGGCUCCCGGAGCGCUACUCUUAGGGCUGCAGGGGCACUCUCUGCCCAUAUCCCCGGCCUCCCUGUCACCCCACCGAUAACAGCUGAUACUCUCGAGGCGUUUUAGGACGAGGAAGAUCACUGUCAAGGUCAGGAGGGCGUUCACUACACUGUCCACAUUUGCGGAGCAGAAGGUGUUGUCACAAAUCCAUAAAAACAUUUCCAACGUCCAGACGUCGGAUCGUCAGCGCAUCCACCACCACCAUCGCCACCAUACCGAUGUUACUCGAUCCCUCAUUUUUCAAAAUCUCUGCGCGCUUCCGGUCGUGCUUCAUCCUCGAUAACACGUGCCCUUUGGAGCGAAACGCUGCGUCAGUUGCUGCAAUCGGAUUUGUCCCAAAUGCUUGCAUUUCCCUGCUGCCCAGUAGAGGAUAGAGCCCAGGAAGAGAGGAUUCCCGAAAGCCCAUGGGGAGAUUCGUGACCCGGCCCAAGGUGCACGGACGUUGACGGCUUCCUUCCACACUUCAUUCACCGUGCUUCAAAUUGGUUCAAAUCCUCUGCUCACGAUUCUCGGCAAGGACAAGUUUUUAAUCUGAGACCUACCCGAGUAGCCAGACCCUCGUCGAUUCUUGACCGGGAAUUUUUUCGAGAAAAUAUGGGCCCAAUCCGUCACUAACCUGGAUCUGCUACUCGAAGCAUGUACCAGGUCUCUCCGCUCAAACAGCGGCCCGUCGAAGGGUUUGCAGACUUGGAAGAAAGUGUCAGACGACGAAGGCAAUUUGCUUCUCUCUUCGCGCCCCCUGCCAGCACUCCUCCCGUUCCUUCUGCGAGCAAGUUAUUAAAACCACCGAUCGAUGAACAAAGAAUUUUCCAGCGGUGAAGAACAUUUUCCCGACGAGUCGUGGAUGGGAUUCCCAUGAUUUCGUCAACACGGAGAUCAUUCGCGCUGUACACGGGAGACGGCGCAAAGAUUGCAAAAACCAUGCUGGCGCAGCUUUUUCAGCAUGACCGUGCUCGUCACUUCGACUCGUUGAUCUCCCGAGCCUUGUCGGGCCAAGAAGGCAGAAAAGCGCAAAGGAGAUCCUGUAACCAGCUCCGCUCCGGUGGGGGCAUGAUCUCCGGCUGAGCCGCCAAUCGCCGGACAUCCCCAAUCCAGUUAGACCGAAAACCUAACCGUCCGGGAAAGGUCGCAGGCUAGCAACGUUACGGGACGCAGGACGGGCGGAAGGCAGGCACGGCAGGAAGGGAGGAGAAGAAUGCGGCCAUGCAUGCAGAAGAGGACGUCGUCGUCGUCCGACGUAGUAGGCCGGGGGCGGAAGGAUGAACGCAGAGCGGAGGAGGCCGAGGCGGCGGAAGAGGGAGGAAGAUGAGAGGGUGUGGUGGGCAUGGCGGACAUUGCGGGCAUCACCAUCACCACCACCAACAACGACAACAGCGCAACAUUGUCAUUACCACUAACUUUGACAAUGACGACAACGAGCGCGACCGCGACGGCGAUCCAGAGGAAACUGCGCCGGCCCCUCGCGUCCACGAGUCCUGCAUCGGCACCAACUGCUCUCGGUCGCCGUCGCCGAUUCGACGGGAGUUCUGGGAGUCGAACAAGCCUCUGCCGGACAUCGUUAUUCGCAAAAGAGAACAAGCUCUCCGCAACAAACAGCUUCCGGAAGAGAACGAGACGAACGCUGCGCCUCGUGUCAUCGUUCGCCAGGGCCGACCACGUUGUCGGGGCAGGCAGUCUCGAGACCCUCUCUUCGUCUACAACGAGGCUUCCGAGUCGGGCACCUGCUGCAACGGCAGCAGCAACAGCGUUGAGAUCAAUGUCCGCAGUAACCAUCACACUCCUGAACCUCGUCGUCCCCGCAGCAACCACGCCAGCCCCGGACGCGGUAAUCUCACCCUGGACGUAGACGAACCUGCAGGCUGCGACGAGUCGACGCAGGGCUGCCGAAUGGUGACCGUGAAGAACAACAGUGGCCCCAACUCACCGCGGUCGGUGAAGUUCAGUCUCAACGAGACCACUCCGCGAGUGGUCGUUAACGACUGCGCAUCGCUGUGCUGCCCCACCGUGGAGCAUAGAUCUUGCAGUCCGUCGCCGUGUCCGCCGUGCCAUUACCAGGACCGAGCCUGCUCUCCGAUACCAAGCCGGUCCCAAAGCCCGUGUUUAAAAAGAAGCCGCAGCCACAGUCGGAGCAGCAGCCGCGGGAGCGUCGAAUUACACAGCGACGAGAGAUGCGUAACAGUCGACCAAGACGACGACGGCAGCGUCAGUAUUCAGAUUUCAUCAUCUGAAGACAACUCGCCGACUGCCUCGUGCGCUCCAUGCCCUCCGUGCCCCGAGGAGUGCUGUGGGAGCCCGUGCCGGACUCCCACGCCCUGCAGCCGAUCAAGAAGCCCGACCUGCCGAAGCAGUGACCAGAAUAGUGUGGAAAUCUCGAGCGAUGAUGGAGAUGUGCAGGUUGAGUGGCAGGGAGGGAAUGAUGUGAGCCUGCAGGUGGAUUUGGAGAAUUCCGACGAGUGCUCGACUCCUCGGCGCGUGAACGUGCGAUGCAGCCGCUCCAAUUCUCCUCCACAUUGCAAAUCCAAAUCCAGGUCCAGGUCCAGGUCCAGGUCCGGAAGUCCGAGAUCUCGUCCUCCAUGGGACAACACAACUUUACCGUGUGGGAAGGGCGCUCUGCGACUCGACCGUCCUCCUCCGCCUAUUUCUAAGUCCCGUUCUCCAUCCAGGUCCCCGUCCAGGUCUAGAAGCCAUACGCCGAAGAGUAGAACCCCGAGAAGCAUUGAGAUUCAUAGCUCCGACGAGAGCCAAUCUUGUGUCAAGAUAGAUUGGGGGUAUCAGUCGGAAUCCGUGGACAGCCAUAGCACGUCCGGUUCUCCUCAGAGGCGAGUGUGUUACACUCCAUGCAGAAGCCGAUGCUCAUCUCCCUCCACUAGCCGACGUUCGACUUCUAGGUCGAGGUCCAGUAGCCCUUCCGGAGUGCGAAGUAGAUGCAUUGAUAUCCAAGACUCUACUCCUGAUGGACCCCAGGUCACCAUCCAUAGGGAAUACUUAUCGUCGACCGAAGGGUCCUGUAGAUCUGAAGCAACAUGUACACCUCGGGUGCCGGCGUGUACAUCUAGACCGGCAACUGCACCACAUUGCGGAGCUAUGAUAACAUGUGCCUCGCCCCCCGUAUGUAUCAAGCCUCUAUCACUGUGCCAUCCUCGUGAGCAUGUCACCAACUGCUGCUGCAACAGCUGCUCGUGCUUCUGCAACAGCGCUUGCGAUAGUGUUUCCGUUGUGAGCAGUGGCUGUCACGGAGGUCGUCACCACAGUGUGAUCAACUGCAACCACUGUCACCAGCUGCCAUCUCAUUGCACAUGCUCAGUGAGUGUUUCGUCCAUCAGCUCUAGUUCUUGUUUGCCAUGUCCAUGUAGCGUCAGCAGUUGCAUGAGAUCUUAUGUUCCCUGUCACCAUCAUCAUCACGUGCCAAAACCAGAACCGGUUUGCUCUCAGUUCUGCCCAGCGGCCGGGGAUAUUGUUAUUCGUGCUCAUCAAAGGCAUCAAGUUUGCCCACACUCGGAAAAGGAUGAUGGUCAGGUGGAGUUUUUCUCUCAUGAUCACAACUUCGCCUGUGGGUUAAGGGAGGGUGAUACCAUCGUCCGCCUUGGUAAGUUUGAUUCCAGCGGACGAUGGUGUGCUUCAGACAUUGUCGGAAUGUACAUGCUAGGCAGCCACGGGUUGUGGAUAUUUUUGGGUGAGGAGGAAGGUCACGAGUGCCUGAAACCGCUUCAGGCAGAUCAACACCAAAUUGUUAGAACAAUCAACAAGUGGCUCAGACCCAGAUUGGGAGAUUUGAUCAUUCACCCCUUACCUGGUCCCCGUUCCUUCUAUUUUUGGAACCCCAAGAAGAGGCUUGAAUGCGAUGACACUCGCCUUCUUCUCCGCGCUUUCAUUGGACCUUCACAUGUUGUGGAUGAUUCUCACGACCUUGCUUGCUGCUCUACGAGCCAUUUGCCCGUGGGCCAGGCUGAGCUUUACGUCAACGUGAGAAAACAUUGGCUUUUCUUGGGAAGGGAUGAUCAUAUGUUUACCCAAUGUGAGAUAAAGGGUUCCUAGAGAACUUCCCUGUUUACAUAAACUCUUUUUCCGUUUCUGACUUUGAUUGAGUAGAAUGUUCACCUGGGUGUGAAUUCCACACCUACCUUCUUGCUCUAGCUGGACCCAUCCAGUUGUCAAGGUUUAUGAGAAUGCUCGUGACAUAUUACCGAUGUCUUUGAACUCAUGCGCGGUGGAGUGUAUUCCUAGACUUGUGAAUAUCCUUUCGAAGGUCGAGCAUAUGUUGGAGUUGUACGUUGUAGGAACUUGCUGCCAUGGAUUCUUUGCAGUGUGGUAGUCAGAGGGAUAAGUAUCUCAGGCCUAAGAACUUAGCCAUCAUCAUCAUGAACUAAAUGUUGAGUACCAUAAUAACCCUAACACACCCUCGAUACCCGCAAAGGAUAUCAUCUGACUGGAGUCAGAGACGUCUCGGAUGUUCCCGUUAAACUUGUAAUGAGCAGUGAAUGCUAGCUAAGUCAAUACCAAAUUAAUUCACUGGAGAUUUUGCUAUUGAAAU
This is a messenger RNA of Marchantia polymorpha subsp. ruderalis, 6668 nucleotides long. The record is from the annotation of a GenBank genome assembly. Lineage: Eukaryota; Viridiplantae; Streptophyta; Marchantiopsida; Marchantiales; Marchantiaceae.